UGUCAGCAAGAUGGUGUCUUUGCAAUCAAAAUAAACUACAGUGUGUUCAUGGUAUAGUAAUAAUAGUAACAGUAAUGCAGUGUUUAUUUUUUACAGCCACCAGAAGAAACAAUCAGCAGAUCCAAUCAUCAUGAAUGAGGAGAAAAAUCUGAAGAAAAAAAACUCAGUGUGCUGUCAAACUCCUGAGAGUGAAACACACAAUGCACUGAGCCUGGGACAGGUAUCAGCAAGGUGAGACCAAAAACCAUCAACAUCUUUAUCUGAACCAUCAAACAGUACAGACUCAGUCAAGUGUUGUGUGUCCAGAUGUUAAGUGCAGCCCAGCAGCUGUGUUCGAGGCCCCCAUCAUGAACAAUGUGACACCUGGCAGCCCUCCAGGUGGGGCAGACGUGAAGGACUACAACUAUGUGGCUCUGGUCCUCGGUGUGCCCCUCAUCCUGGUCAUCAUCCUGGGAAACGUCCUGGUGUGUCUGAGUGUACUCACCGAGCGCUCCCUGAAAACAGCCACCAACUACUUCAUCAUCAGCCUGGCGGCGGCCGACCUGCUGCUGGCCGUGCUGGUGCUGCCGCUCUACGUCUACUCCGAGUUUCUGGGAGGCAUCUGGACGUUGAGCACCUACAUCUGCGACGCCCUGAUGACCAUGGAUGUGAUGCUGUGCACCGCCUCCAUCCUCAACCUGUGUGCCAUCAGUGUGGACAGGUACAUUGCUGUUGUCGUCCCUCUGAAGUACAACAGGAACCAGUUUAGCGUCCGGCAGCUCACCCUCAUUGCUGCCACCUGGGUGCUGUCUCUGGGUGUGGCCAGUCCUGUGAUCUUCGGCCUGAACCAGGUGCCGGAUCGUGACCCGAGCGUGUGCAAACUGGAGGACGACCGUUUUGUGGUGUAUUCGUCCGUCUGCUCCUUCUUCGUGCCAUGUCCUGUCAUGCUCUUCUUGUAUUACUGGAUGUUUCGGGGCCUGCGGCGGUGGAGCGGUCGCAGUUGCUCUCAGGCGGCAAGUGGCAGCCGCCACACUCUUUCUUUACGACUCGGUUCAGCUCUACGCCGGGUGAAGGCCACAAAGACGAGUCGAGAGAAAGUCACAUAUGCUGCGCCGGCCGGAUUGAGGCCCACCUCUCCCUCAACUGUCUCCAUGACGACACCUUCAGCAACGCCAGCGACCGAGCAGCAGCAGGACGGGGCGGCGGCAGAAAGUGACCCAAUGACUGCACAGAUGGACAGCAUGUCGGAUGCCGACGCCACUGAGAGGAAGGAGGGCGGAAGCAGACGAGAGAACGGCCCGAAGACCACGAAGAGAGGACGAAGGAACAGCAAGAGCAGCAGAGUCAGCGGGAGGGAACGCAAAGCCAUGAAGGUCCUGCCUGUUGUAGUGGGUGUGUUUCUGGCCUGUUGGACGCCUUUCUUCGUCGUCCAUGUCACCAAGGUGUUGUGUCAGUCCUGCAACAUCAGUCCCACCCUCAUCUCCGUGGUAACGUGGCUCGGUUACGUCAAUAGCGCCGUCAAUCCGAUCAUCUACACCGCGUUCAACACUGAGUUCAGGAACGUCUUUCACAAGCUGCUCUGCUGCCGGACGUAAAACUCAAACUGUCUCAAACUGUCCAGGUUUUAAUGAGCCGUCUUUACAGGAACGUCCUUUAAAAAACCUCCAGACAUGAAAAACUGUCACCAACUGGUGGAGGACGGUUUCUGACCAAAGCCUUACUUUAGAUAUAAACUCUAUAAAUGUCUGUGUCUGUGAUUAAAGCAGAACAGUCAUGAGAUAUAAUCAUGUUAUAGUCAUGACUACUCUCCACAUUACAGCUCACAGGCAUAAAAUAUGUGAAUGUGCAGAAUUUAAAUAUACUUUGAUAUAUGAGUAUUUUCAUAUUGUUUUUAAAGGUGCAGGUUUUGCAGAUCAGUGCAGUUAUUUUUAUUGUUUCAUUUGUUUUUACAGAAAAACUGAAUAUUUGUGUGACUGAAGCAGAAAGCAUGAAGAAAAGUGUGUCUGUGAAUGUUUGACCUUUAUCAAAGAGGAAAAUAUUGUUAGUAGUAUUUUUAUCUGUGAAGUCAAGGUGACCGUGAGAAACUGUAGCUUCAUAAAGAGAUCAAGAUUCUCGUCUGAGGAGCUGAUUCAGAUUCAAUGAAAGUAAAUUUAAUAAAUGUAGAAAUCAGACCAUGAUACUUUACAUUUUAAGAGAUUUUCUACUUUAAC
Thunnus maccoyii (southern bluefin tuna) is the source of this 2189-nucleotide messenger RNA. RefSeq names its product dopamine receptor D4 related sequence (gene drd4-rs). Gene Ontology annotation, molecular function: dopamine neurotransmitter receptor activity, coupled via Gi/Go; G protein-coupled receptor activity. Lineage: Eukaryota; Metazoa; Chordata; Actinopteri; Scombriformes; Scombridae. Bases 348 to 1574 code for a protein of 408 amino acids. The record is from RefSeq and is a predicted model, not a curated record. Gene Ontology annotation, cellular component: plasma membrane. Gene Ontology annotation, biological process: adenylate cyclase-activating adrenergic receptor signaling pathway; adenylate cyclase-inhibiting dopamine receptor signaling pathway. The transcript has 4 exons.